Oreochromis aureus is the source of this 1083-nucleotide messenger RNA. Its product is annotated as NAD(P)H dehydrogenase [quinone] 1-like. Gene Ontology annotation, cellular component: cytosol. The transcript is spliced from 6 exons. The record is from RefSeq and is a predicted model, not a curated record. Gene Ontology annotation, molecular function: NAD(P)H dehydrogenase (quinone) activity. NCBI's taxonomy places the organism in Eukaryota, Metazoa, Chordata, Actinopteri, Cichliformes, Cichlidae. Bases 140 to 1021 code for a protein of 293 amino acids.
UAUGUUGUUGUGACUCUCAGACAGGUUUGUUCUAUCCUGACAUCUGAUCUAACCGUGUUUCUCACGCUAACAAAGCCGCGGGCCUAUAAGAAGCCCCGCGAACCCGGUCUCCUGUGCCGACGGGUCCAGCAGACGCAGCAUGGCUCAGAAGACAGCUCUGAUCGUUUACGCCCACCAGAGUCCGGCUUCGUUCAACGCGGCGGCUCGAGACGUGGCGCUGCAGGAGCUGAAGCUGCAGGGAUACGAGGUCGUCGUGUCUGACCUGUACGCCAUGAACUUCAAAGCCAGUGCCACGCGGGAUGACAUCAUUGGUGAUGUGAGGAACUCUGAGCAUUUCCGGUACGGAGAGGAGACCCUGCACGCCGGGAUGGAGGGCCGUCUCAGCGAAGACAUCGUAGCUGAGCAGCGCAAAGUAACAGAGGCCGAGCUCAUCAUCUUCCAGUUUCCUUUGUACUGGUUCAGUUUUCCUGCCAUCAUGAAGGGCUGGAUAGACAGAGUGCUGUCACAGGGCUUCGCUUUCUCCCUGGAAAAGAUGUACGAUAACGGGAUAUUCAAGGAUAAAAAAGCCAUGAUGUCCUUCACGACCGGAGCAACUCCGACGAUGUUUCAGCCUGACGGCAUCAACGGAGACAUCAACGUCACCCUGUGGCCUCUGCAGAAUGGGAUUCUGCACUUCUGUGGAUUUCAGGUUCUGGCUCCUCAGAUUUUCUGGAGUCCAGCUCACUGUCCCCCAGCUGGACGGGCCGCGAUGCUUGAGGGGUGGCGGACUCGACUCAAAGGACUACUUGCAGAAAAUCCUUUGACCUUUGCCCCCUGUGAGCUCUUUGAUCUCAGCUUUCAGGGAGGAUUCUCACUUCGGCCGGAAGUGAAGGAGGAACUAGCGACGCAACCUCUCGGCAUCUCCACAGGACACCACCUGGGGAAGCCGCUGCCGCCCGACAACCAGACCAGAGCUCCGGCCACAGAGGAAGACGAACAAGGCUGCGGGAAGAAGGCGCGUGCCUCCAUUCGUACAGUGUAAUUCACGUGUGGUUUUAGACACAUUUACUGAAGUUUGAAUAAAACUUUGUAUUAAAGCACUUA